UGAAUAAAAUGUUCUCUUAUGAGUAGGAAAAGUGUGAGAAAGGAAGAACUAAACACAUGAAAAAUACACAUACAACAAAAAAAAAAAAAAAAAAAAAAGGAAAGAAAAAAGAAAAAUACACAAACCCAUAAUCAUUUAUAUUAAAAAAUAUAAGAUUGUAGAAGAUAUCAGGGGCUUUAAUUCUUCAUGCAAAAAGAAAUUAAAUGAAACAAAAAGAAAUAAACAAUGCCAAUCUCAUUAUUUAACAAUAUAUACUAAUAAGGCAAUUUUAAUUUUAAUAAAAAAAAUAGGCUAUACUAAUAAAAAUUGAUCCUUGUAACCUUUCAGUGUAGCCAUCCAAUCCUCUCCGCCAUUUCUGCGUCCCGAAAUCCGGACCUCCUCCAAAAUCCUAAAUACACCAUUGACCGAAAAUUCACCGUUUUUGCAGUUACCCAAAAAAAAAAAAAAAAAAACCCACUUUGAGCCUCUACUGUUGAUUUUGCAAUAGAUUUUCCGACGUUCAAUUUGACAUUUUGAAGAACACCCUUUACUCAAUGCCGUAAAAGAUGACAUCUUGUUCCAGAAAUUAACGUUAUGAUCAAUGACAUUAGGCACUUUCAAGCACCAUCUAUGCAGAUUUUUUUUGCUGUUGAUCCAUGAAAGCUUCCUGUUGAUGUUCAAAGUCUAGCUUGGAUAUUGCUUAUGUAACAUAUAUAUAUAUAUAUAUAUAUACUCGGUAAAUCAUUAUCAUAUGGAAUUUGCAAAUUUGAAUUCAGAACCUUUUGGUUUACGUGUAUUUAAUACACAAUUCUUGGAUGGCUGCUUAAUAAAUACAGUUUUUUGAGAUGGGGAACUUAAGGAGCUUCAAGUGAUGGAAAUGAAUGAAUUGAGGAUUAAACUCCAUUGGCUUCCACAUGUUUUCUUGUUUCUCAUUGUUGUUUUGAGCUUGUUGCCGAGCACACAUUGCGUGAACGGGAAUGAUUACAGUCAAACCAAAAACCCAGCUGUGCUUCCCAUUGUUACGGAAUUGAUCUACAACAGGCUUUCAAAUCUCUCUACUAUUUUAACAAAUGAUAUAAAAAAGGAUUUGCACUUCUGCAUAAAGAAUGUAGAGUCUGAUUGGGAUGAAGCAUUCAAUUUCAGAGGAAAAUUGGGUUUCUUGUCUGAUUGCAUUAAGAAGACGAAAGGAGAUCUCACAAAUCGACUAUGUACAGCAGCAGAAAUAAGAUUCUACUUCAAUAGUUUCCUUGAUAUGAGGGAUAAAGAUUCUUCAUACUUGAAACCAAACAAGAACUGCAAUUUGACAUCAUGGAAAUCCGGGUGCGAACCAGGUUGGGGUUGUAGUAUCGGCAAUGAUAAGAAGCUUGACCUCAAAUCUACAACCAUUCCUUACAGAACUCGGGAUUGUCAGCCUUGUUGUGAGGGUUUCUUCUGUCCCAUGGGUCUUACUUGCAUGAUACCUUGCCCAUCAGGUUCUUUCUGUCCGCUUGCUAAACUGAAUAAGUCGACUGGACUAUGUGAUCCAUAUGGUUACCAAAUACCUCCUGGACAACCAAAUCAUACUUGUGGCGGUGCAGAUGUUUGGGCUGACUUAGGGAGUAGCAGUGAUAUUUUCUGUGCACCAGGUUCAUACUGCCCCACUACCAUAACUGAAGUUGGUUGCAGUAAAGGACAUUACUGUAGAAUGGGUUCAACUUCCGAACAACCAUGCUUCCAGUUGGCUACCUGCAAUUCAAAGACUUCAAACCAAAAUAUCCGUGCUUAUGGGGUCAUUCUGAUUGUAGCACUGAGUAUGCUGCUAGUCAUUAUAUAUAACUGUUCUGAUCAAGUUCUUAGUACUCGAGAAAGAAGACAGGCAAAGUCCAGGGAAGCUGCAGCAAGACAUGCAAGAGAAACGGCACAAGCACGUGAAAGGUGGAAAUCUGCAAAAGACAUGGCCAAGAAGCGUGCAGUAGGUUUGCAACAACAGCUAUCACACACGUUUUCUCGCAAAAAAUCAACAAGGCAACCGGAUUGGAAGGGUUUGGGUGACACAACAUCUGUGCCAUCUGAUAAUUCUUUACCACCUUUGCAUCCAGGCACUUCAAGUGCACCUCAGCAAUCUGCACCGGUUUCAAAAGGAAAGAAAACAGAACCAAGCAGCCUUACAAAAAUGUUACGUAAAAUUGACGAGAAUCCAAAUAGUCAUGAAGGCUUUAAUUUGCAGAUUGGAGACAAAAAUAUUAAAAAGCAAGCUCCAAAAGGUAAACAAUUACACACUCAGAGCCAAAUAUUCAAGUAUGCCUAUGGGCAAAUUGAGAAGGAGAAAGCAAUGCAGCAGAAAAACAAGAACUUGACAUUCUCAGGAGUAAUUUCAAUGGCUACUGAUGUAGAAAUCAAGACCAGACCUGUGAUUGAAGUGGCUUUUAAAGACCUAACUCUCACUUUAAAGGGGAAACAUAAGCAUCUCUUGAGGUGUGUAACUGGGAAGAUCAUGCCUGGUCGAGUUUCAGCUGUCAUGGGUCCUUCAGGGGCUGGGAAAACGACAUUUCUUUCUGCUUUAUCAGGAAAAGCAACUGGAUGCACUACAACUGGUUCAAUCUUCAUAAAUGGAAAGCUGCAGUCAAUGAAGUCAUACAAGAAAAUUAUUGGUUUUGUACCGCAGGAUGAUAUUGUGCAUGGGAAUUUGACAGUGGAAGAGAAUCUUCGAUUCAGUGCAAGAUGCAGACUAUCUGCGGACAUGCCAAAACCUGAUAAGGUUCUGGUGGUUGAAAGAGUUAUAGAGGCUUUGGGACUGCAGGCAGUGCGGGAUUCCCUUGUUGGGACAGUGGAGAGAAGAGGAAUAUCUGGAGGUCAAAGGAAGCGAGUAAAUGUUGGGCUAGAGAUGGUCAUGGAACCCUCAUUACUGAUCUUGGAUGAGCCUACAUCUGGUUUGGAUAGUUCAUCUUCCAAUUUACUUCUUAGAGCACUACGACGUGAAGCUCUUGAAGGGGUAAACAUAUGCAUGGUAGUUCACCAGCCGAGCUAUUCCCUGUUCAAGAUGUUUGAUGAUCUAAUACUCCUAGCCAAAGGUGGUCUUACUGUAUAUCAUGGUUCAGUAAAGAAAGUUGAAGAAUACUUUUCAGGAGUUGGCAUCAUCGUACCAGAACGUGUUAAUCCCCCAGAUCACUACAUUGACAUUCUAGAGGGUCUAGUCAAACCAAGCUCCGGUGUGACCAGUGAACAACUUCCAGUCAGAUGGAUGCUUCACAACGGGUACCCAGUACCCCCAGAUAUGCUGCAACUUAUUGAUGGAGCUGGUGCCUCAUCAAGUAGUGAUGCAAGUACUGAACCAGCUUUUGCAGGAGAAUUCUGGCAGGAUGUGAAGUACAAUGUUGAGAUGAAAAAAGAUCAUAUGGAUCACAACUUCUUAAAGUCUCCGGAUUUAUCCAACAGAAGAACUCCUGGUGUACUUAGACAGUAUAGAUAUUUCCUUGGAAGGGUUGGUAAGCAAAGGCUAAGAGAAUCCAAAAUACAAGCAGUUGAUUAUCUGAUUUUAUUAAUUGCUGGAGCCUGCUUAGGGACCCUUGCUAAAGUGAGCGAUGAAACAUUGGGGUCCACCAGCUAUACUUACACUGUAAUUGCUGUUUCACUACUAUCAAAAAUUGCGGCUCUGAGAUCAUUUUUGGACAAAUUACAUUACUGGAGAGAAAGAGCAUCAGGGAUCAGCAGUCUGGCGAAUUUUCUGUCCAAAGAUACAGUAGAUCAUUUCAAUACCAUUGUCAAGCCUUUGGUUUAUCUAUCUAUGUUCUAUUUCUUCAACAAUCCCAGAUCAUCCUUUCUCGACAAUUACAUUGUUUUGGUUUUCCUUGUGUACUGCGUGACUGGCAUAGCUUAUGCACUUGCCAUUUACCUUGAUCCAAGUCCUGCACAAUUGUGGUCAGUGCUUCUUCCAGUUGUUAUGACCCUAAUUGCAACCCAAGAUAAAGAUAGCAAAGUUGUGAAGGUUUUAGGAAGAUUCUGCUACACAAAGUGGGCCCUAGAAGCUUUUGUCAUUGCAAAUGCUGAAAGGUAUUCCGGAGUGUGGUUGAUAACCCGCUGCGAUGCAUUGUACAAAAGUGGGUAUGAUCUUCACGAUUGGAACCUUUGUCUAGCCAGGCUCUUCCUAUUUGGUUUACUUAGUCGUGUGGUGGCUUUCUUUCUAAUGCUGACCUUCCAAAAGAAGUGAGUUUUGUGUUUUGGGAAAAAAAAAAAAAAAAAAAAAUAGCAGUCAAUUUUGAAAAACACUUGGUAGCAUAGUAAAUUAAUCAGCAGUAGGGGUUCACUUAGCCACCUGAAGGAAUACAACUUCUCUUUAGCAAACAUGAAUUGAUGGCUAAUGAUAUGUAAUAUUGUAGCAAGCUCUUUACAGUGCAAGUAGACAAUACUGACACAAUUUGCUAUGUACAGAAAGAAGAAAAAAAUGGAAAAAAGAAAAAGAAAAAGAAAAUCAGCUUGAUUAUUCCUUUACA
Ziziphus jujuba (common jujube) is the source of this 4448-nucleotide messenger RNA. RefSeq names its product putative white-brown complex homolog protein 30. The transcript has 14 exons. NCBI's taxonomy places the organism in Eukaryota, Viridiplantae, Streptophyta, Magnoliopsida, Rosales, Rhamnaceae. The coding region runs from base 851 to 4165 and encodes 1104 amino acids. Gene Ontology annotation, molecular function: ABC-type transporter activity; ATP hydrolysis activity; ATP binding. The record is from RefSeq and is a predicted model, not a curated record.